Molecule: messenger RNA, 673 nt
Organism: Chroicocephalus ridibundus (black-headed gull)
Lineage: Eukaryota; Metazoa; Chordata; Aves; Charadriiformes; Laridae
Gene: CSF3
Product: colony stimulating factor 3
Exons: 5
Coding region: 65-673 (202 amino acids)
Biological process (GO): positive regulation of myeloid cell differentiation; immune response
Cellular component (GO): extracellular region
Molecular function (GO): granulocyte colony-stimulating factor receptor binding; cytokine activity
Source: RefSeq, a predicted model, not a curated record
AGCCGGGGCAGGAGCGAGCUGUGCCGGGCACUUGCAGAGAGGAGCAGACACCGAGACGGGCACCAUGUGCUCCCUCACCCGCACGCUGGCGCUGCUGGGCGCGCUGCUGUGGGCGCCGUGGCGGGCGCUGGACGGGGCGCCGCUGGCCGAGCUCUCGGGGGACCAGGAUUUCCAGCUCUUCCUGCACAAGAACCUCGAGUUCACCCGCAAGAUCAAGGGGGACGUGGACGCGCUGCAGCACGCGGUGUGCGAGACUUUCCAGCUGUGCAAGGAGGAAGAGCUGCUGCUGGUGCGGCAGGACCUGGGCAUCCCGCAGGCGCCGCUGGAGCAGUGCCACAGACGCACCUUCCAGGCGGAAGCCUGCUUCAGCCAGAUCCGCGAUGGGCUCCGCACCUACCAGGGCUCCCUCGCCGCCGUCCUGAAGCUGCUGCCGGCACACGCCGGGCUGGUGGAGACCCUGCAGCUGGACGCUGCCAACCUCUCCUCCAACAUCCAGCAGCAGAUGGAGGACCUGGGCCUGGCCACGGUGACGUACCCCACGGAGGGCCCCGGCCCCCUCCCCACCUUCUCCUCCAGCUUCCGACACCAAGUCGGCGGCUUCUUCAUCCUGGCCAACUUCCAGCGGUUCCUGGAGACGGCGUACCGGGCGCUGCGGCACCUCGCCUGCCUCUGA